UUAGGAAUGAUGCCAUAAGAUGGGAUUUGUUCUGUGUAUAAAGGCAGAUGUGAGCAUGGAGCUGCUGCUGCUCCGUUACAGAAUGGGCCAGGCUGCUCACCUGCCAUGUAGGAAAGGAGAGUCCUACAUCACAGAGCUGUACGAAUGGUUCAGAAAGUUUAUAAAUGAGUGUCCAAGCGGUCAGAUCACUCUUCAUGAGUUUCAGAGGCAUUUCUGUAAUGGAACUGCGGGCGGUCAAUCAGCUGAGUAUGCUGAACAGAUCUUCCGUACAUUGGACAACAACGGGGACGGUGUAGUUGACUUCAGAGAGUACGUCAUGGCCAUCAGCAUGCUCAUUGAGGGCUCUGCAGUGGAGAAACUCAGCUGGUCAUUCAAACUUUAUGACAAAGACAGAGACGGAGCCAUUACAAAAGAGGAAAUGCUGGGGAUCAUGCAGGCCGUUUAUAAGAUGAACUUUGCGGCAGCUCUGACCAAACCCAACACACUAACAGCUGAAGAAUGCACCAACAGGAUAUUUGUGAGAUUAGAUAAAGACAACAAUGCCAUCAUCAGUCUGGAGGAGUUCAUAGAGGGAGCUCUGGAUGAUGAUUGGAUCAGAGAGAUUGUGGAAUGUGACCCCAGCACUGUGAAGGUGGAGAGGCCCCUGAGGAGGGACACAGCUUUGGGGACCCAUGGAUAACCAGCCCGUAGAGAUAUUGAAGCCUGUGUGUGGAGACCCAGAUUGGACUGAAAACUGUAGACAUAAUAGUCUGUUACAUAACUUUGAAGUCGGUGCUUUAGAACAAAAAAUGCUAAUAAUGUUAUGAAGCUUACGCAACAUGAAAUAUGGGGUUUUCUCUUUGUUCCCUCUUUAUUCUAUUGAAAUUACCUUUGUUUUGUCAACUGAUGUAAUUCUCAUAAUUUCUGUUUUUAUUUUACUUUGUUAAAACAAACAUGGGCAGUAAUUGAACAAUUAUAAUUCCUAUGUUUAUGGGAUAGUUUGCAUUCAUGCUUUUAUAGUUGUUUUGAGUAAAUAAUCCAAUGGCAUAUGUCAGUAUUACAUAGUGAAUGCAUUUGGUCUAAAACUAUAUUAUUACCCUGUCACUGCUUUACUCAACUCCCCUACUAUACUUAACAAGUGCACAUCAACUUUGGAUACUUUGCUUGUGUACGUCCAUGUCAUGCAACUUGAUUUCUGAUAGAAAUUAACUUCUUCCACAAUAUUUAUCUCACAGUCAAUCAUGCGAGGAAAUGGUGACAAUUCACACCGAUCGUUUUGUCUUUAAAUGUGCCAUCAGUUGAGACUAACCGUACGAUUAUCUGGAAGAAAGACGAGGGAAAUACCAGUUAGUAUAUUAAAAACUUCAGGAUUCACAUGCAGCACUGUUAAAAUGUUCUGCUGAUAUGUGAGAUGUGAAGUUAUUUGUUGAUUUUGCUUUUAAUUUUCUCGAGUAUGUUUUGAAAGUGAAUAAAUUAUUGAAUAUUUUCCAAUUAAAAACUCAUUUGCGCUCACUCACGA
Menidia menidia (Atlantic silverside) is the source of this 1498-nucleotide messenger RNA. The record is from the annotation of a GenBank genome assembly. NCBI's taxonomy places the organism in Eukaryota, Metazoa, Chordata, Actinopteri, Atheriniformes, Atherinopsidae.